Topomyia yanbarensis is the source of this 2388-nucleotide messenger RNA. Its product is annotated as alpha-N-acetylglucosaminidase-like. Lineage: Eukaryota; Metazoa; Arthropoda; Insecta; Diptera; Culicidae. The transcript has 4 exons. The record is from RefSeq and is a predicted model, not a curated record. The coding region runs from base 2 to 2374 and encodes 790 amino acids.
AAUGGGCACUCGCCGGUAUAAGAUCAGUAUAUCACCGAUAGUUGAGGGACAGUGCUGCGUGCUCCUGGCCGAGAAUGCGAUUAUGAAUUUGUAUCAGUUGAUUGCUUUCAGUUUCACUCUCACAACUUCGCUAGUAAUCGAGAGCAGUCCUAGUUUUAGUGCACACAUCCUGCAGCAUGUUAGGAGCAAAACUGCUUCCGAGGAUCAACAAUUAGCUGCAACUGAACUGAUCGGUAGAAUUAUUCCGGAACGAGCGAAGCAGUUUGUUGUAUUCGUUGACGGUAGUUUGAGGUUAAAUUCAUUUAAGUUAUUAAAAAACGGCGAAACAAACGGUAAAGUGAUCAUCACUGGUUCCACUGGAGUGGCUGCCACAAAGGGUUUCUAUCACUACCUGAAAUAUUUCUGUGGAUGUCAAAUCUCAUGGGAUGGUGAUCAGCUGAAUUUGCCACACACCCUUCCAGAUGUGAAUGUUAACGUAGAAGCUAUUAGCAGCAUAAUAUAUUACCAAAAUGUUUGUACAUGGUCCUACUCGUUUACCUGGUGGACGUGGACGGAAUGGCGUCGGCACAUCGACUGGAUGGCACUGCAGGGGAUUACGCUGAGUUUGGCACCUUUUCAGGAACAACUUUGGGCAGAAGUGUAUAGUGAAUUCAAUCUCACUCAGCAGGAAAUCGAUAACCAUCUCUCGGGACCGGGAUUUUUCGCUUGGCAACGCAUGGGUAACAUUCGAGGUUGGGGUGGUCCGUUAACGGAGCAUUUCAAGAAUUUCUCUUCUGUGCUACAGUCACGGAUCGUGCUGCAAAUGCGUCGGCUGGGUAUGGUUUUAGCACUUCCAGCAUUCGCUGGUCAUUUGCCAGUUCAGUUUGGGUGGCUCUACCCGAAGGCCAAACUUAGCCCGGUAGAAGUUUGGAACAGAUUCCCUCCACAAUAUGCUAGCCCAUUGUUUUUGGACCCAGUUGAUCCGCUGUUUCAGGAAAUAGGAUCCAUGUUUUUGGAGAAGACGAUUGCUCGCUACGGAACCGAUCACAUCUAUUUCAGCGAUCCUUUCAACGAGAUUCAACCACGAUCUUCAAGUGCCAAGUAUUUGGCUGAAGCUGCCGACGGUAUUUAUCAGGCAAUGGUGACAGUUGACCCGUUUGCUGUUUGGCUGCUUCAAGGGUGGAUGUUUGUGAAAAAUCCAUUUUGGAGCGAUCGUGCCAUUAAGGCGUUCCUGACGGCAGUUCCCAUUGGGCGGAUGCUGGUGUUGGACUUGCAGUCGGAGCAAUUCCCGCAGUACGGAAGGACCAACUCCUAUCAUGGGCAACCGUUCGUGUGGUGUAUGUUGAGCAAUUUUGGAGGGACUCUGGGAAUGCUCGGGUCGGUUGAUAUUGUGUUCGGGAGGAUUCGUGAGACCAGGACUAAUGCGAAUAUGACCAUGAUUGGAACUGGAAUAACACCCGAAGGGAUCAAUCAGAACUAUGGUUUGUAUGAAUUUGCGCUGGAGAUGGGAUGGAAUUCAGACAUAAACGAUGCGGGACAGUGGUUUCGGAAAUACGCUGCCUGUCGGUAUGGAAGUGACGACGAACAUCUGCAGGAUGCGUGGAGUGUGUUUAAGUCAACGGUUUACUCUUUUAAAGGAUUACAGCUGAUGAGGGGCAAAUACACGUUCAAUCGACGGCCUAGUUUGAAACUUCAUCCAUGGAUUUGGUAUAACGAAACACUGUUCAGCGAAGGUGUUGAACUUUUGCUAGAAUCGAACGCUACCAACGCACUGUUUCGCGCCGACGUGGUUGAUGUGACGCGCCAAUUUCUCCAGAACAUAGCCGAUCAAAUCUACCUAACGAUAAUGGAAGCCUACCAAUCGAAAAACUUGACUUCGCUACAGCUUUCCUCACAUCUCUUUCAAGAGCUUCUGGUCGACAUAGAUCGGUUGCUUAGAUCCGAUACUCAUUUCCUUUUGGGAAGAUGGUUGGAAUCAGCCAGAGCGAUUGGACAAACUAGCCUGGAAUGUCAAAAGUACGAGUACAACGCACGGAACCAAAUUACACUCUGGGGACCACAGGGACAAAUUGUGGACUAUGCCAACAAACAGUGGGCCGGUAUGGUGCAGGACUUUUUCCUUCCUCGCUGGAAAUUAUUUUUGCAAGAGUUGGAAUGGGCUGUCGCAUCGAACAGUUCGAUCAACGAAAUUAAGGUAAAGAAUAAAAUCUUUCGAGUGGUAGAGCUACCAUUUAAUACCGACAAUAAACGGUACUUGGUGGAAGCAGAAGGAGAUUCGUUGAUGAUCGCUAGAGAAUUGUUUCAUUUAUGGCGUCAGCGUAGAGGGAAGCUUAACGCUUUGCCAAGGGUAAAGACAAAUGUGCAGAAGAAAACAACGAAGAUGCUAAAUCGAUAGUGUGGAAAAUACAG